AUGGUGGUAGUUAUUUUUAGUUUAGAUUUCUUUUUCUUUUCUGAAACAGGGUCUUACAAUGUAGCCCAGGCUGGCCCUGAACUCACCAUGUAGCCCAGGUGGAUCUUGAACUCUGUUUGUCCCGCCUCAGCCUCCAGAGGGCUGACAUUGUGGUGUGCAUUGCCAUGCCUGGCUUUGGCCUCCUGAUGGCGCAGGCAAAUCUGAAGAAGGGUCGGUCCAUCCUCUUCCCCGCUCUGGGCCAGGAACAGAAACCCACUGACUUCCAUGCACGGAACAGCAGCCAAGCUGAGCCCCUGCCUUUUCUUCUCCCAUUCCAGAGGCUUCCCGUUCCUGAAGUCUGUGUCAGGAAGGCUCUCAGCACACACGGUGGCUCACAGCUGCCUGUAACUCCAGUUCCAGGAGUUCUGACGCCCUCUUCUGACCCCUGUGGGCAUUGCAUGCACACGGUGCACGACAUGUAUGUAGGCAAAAUGUUCACACACAAAAUAUAAAUAAUUUUUUUUAGAAAGGCUAGAUUAGACUAGGGUGUGUUCGGAUUGGUACCAGAGCAUUUGCAGAGCACACACAAGGCCACCAUGUCCAUCCCCAGCACCACAAAAAAUAAAUGAAAUAGACAAAGCAUGAACCAAUCACAUAUGGUAAAUAAGAACUAAACCCAUUUACCGUCUAACAAAUCUUUGAGGUCUGUUUCCUCAAAGUCAAGGUAGAAUUGCUGGAUGGUGACUUGCUUGCAAGUCUGCUCUGUUUUUUCUGAAGCCACAGUUCAGUUUGUAUACAUCCCUCUUACCUUAAUCUGCAUGGUACUUAUGCAAGAAAUUGAGAAGACAAAAAACAAAAAUUUAAUGUUCUUUACAUUUCAAAAUGAACGCCAAGCAUGGUAACACACAUCUUUAAUCCCAGUACUCAAAAGGCAGAGGCAGGAGGAUCCCUGUGAGUUCAAGGCCAACCUGGUCUAUACAGUGAGCUCCAGAACAAAGAGAAAACCUGUCUCAAAAAACAAAAACAAAAACAAAAACAAAAACAAUUGUUUUUAAAGAACCCAUAGCCAGGUACAGCGGCAUAGGCGUAUAAUCUCAGCACCUGUGAAGUAGAGGCAGAGAAUUAGAAGUCCAAGGCCAACCUCGGCUACAUAAAGAGUUCGAGACCAGCCUGAGCUAUGUGGGGUCCAGUCUUCAAACAACAUGAAUACCGUUCAUCUCAACUUUGUAUUGCUUUGAGGGACGUUUCGUCUCCGAGCCCCUCUGUUGUAAGAGAAUGAACAGUACCUUUGCUUGCAGCCCCUCUGCCCAGUGUCGUCUCCGAGGAGGGAACCUGUCAUUCCAAGGGGACUUUUGGAAGUGUUUAAGCCUAUUGCCUUCUCUCCACUUUUUCAGCUGUAUCUUCCCACGGCCCGUUAUCAACUUGCUGUUCGUGGGUCCCAGUCCUCAUUACACAUCAUUCAUACCUUAAGAAAAAUAAGGGGUCAUCCACAUCAUCCUCUCCUUCUGAAUUUUCAAAUGGUAUUUUUUUUCCCCUAACGUUUCACUGCAUCAAAUAUCAAACAUCUUUAAUAGCAAACCAGCCACAGCCCGCCAUUGCAAUACUGAAAUGCAAGCUCCUGACCCCUAAUCCUUGUCUGUUUUGAUCUUUCAGGGUCUUCUUUUUACUGUACAGUGUUAUUUCUUAAAUAACACCUUUUCUAUAGCCUGUACCCUCCCAUGCCUUAGAGGGGCAGUUACGGUUAAAGGCAGAGAGAAAGGGUCACGGGCAAGACAGAACAGGUAUGUGUCCAGCUGAGGAGCCCCGGCCAGGGCGGCCACGCAGGCACGUCCGUCAGACAGCUUUGGAAGGGGGAAAGCAGCAGGCAGUUCCGAAUGACGCCAACUUUCCCCCGCACGCACGAGGAAUGUUGGCGGUGGGGGGAUAGAACAUUGAAGAACACGCUUUGUAAGGGUCGCCAACUCGGAGCUCUCCUUGACUGGCAUGGCUACCUCUUUCCCUUGCUCCACCCCUCCCUCUGAAGACAGCUCCUCCUGGAAGUCCUUCCAGUGACCGCCCAGGAAUGCGGGCUCCCUUACAACACGCAGUGACAGUGACCGCUGAGAAAAGGACAUUAAAGCUGGAAAUAUCCUCCUCACAGAACCCGGGCAGGUGAAGCUGGCUGACUUUGGAUCCGCCUCCAUGGCUUCUCCUGCCAACUCCUUCGUGGGGACGCCUUACUGGAUGGCCCCAGAGGUGAUCUUAGCCAUGGACGAAGGACAGUACGAUGGGAAAGUUGACAUCUGGUCGCUCGGCAUCACCUGUAUAGAACUGGCGGAGCGGAAACCCCCGCUCUUCAACAUGAACGCCAUGAGCGCCCUCUACCACAUCGCCCAGAAUGACUCCCCCACGCUACAGUCCAGGGAAUGGACCGACUCCUUCAGGAGAUUCGUUGAUUACUGCUUACACAAGAUACCUCAGGAAAGACCAGCCGCGGUGGAACUGUUACGGCACGACUUCAUUCGGAGGGAGCGGCCACCACGGGUCCUCAUUGACCUCAUACAGAGGACAAAAGAUGCUGUCCGAGAGUUGGACAACCUGCAAUACAGAAAAAUGAAGAAGAUCCUCUUCCAGGAGACUCGGAACGGACCCUUGAAUGAGUCCCAGGAAGAAGAAGAAGACAGUGAACAUGGAAGCAACCUGAGCAGGGAGGUGGACAGCCUGGGCAGCAUCCACUCCAUCCCCAGCGUGUCCGUGAGCACAGGCAGCCGGAGCAGCAGUGUGAACAGCAUGCAGGAGGUCAUGGAUGAGAGCAGCCCCGAGCUCAUCAUGAUGCAGGAGGAUGAAGGCACUGUCAGCUCCGGCUCCUCCAUGGUUCACAAGAAGGAUCAUGUAUUCGUAAGGGAUGAGGCGGGCCACGGCGAUCCCAGGCCUGAGCCGCGGCCUACCCAGUCAGUUCAGAGCCAGGCCCUCCACUAUCGGAACCGAGAGCGCUUUGCCACGAUCAAAUCCGCGUCUUUGGUUACACGGCAGAUCCAUGAGCAUGAGCAGGAGAACGAGUUGCGGGAACAGAUGUCAGGUUAUAAGCGGAUGCGGCGCCAGCACCAGAAGCAGCUGAUCGCCCUGGAGAACAAGCUGAAGGCUGAGAUGGACGAGCACCGCCUCAAACUCCAGAAGGAGGUGGAGACGCAUGCCAACAACUCGUCCAUCGAGCUGGAGAAGCUGGCCAAGAAGCAGGUGGCUACCAUAGAAAAGGAGGCAAAGGUAGCCGCAGCAGAUGAGAAGAAGUUCCAGCAGCAGAUUCUGGCCCAGCAGAAGAAGGACUUGACAACUUUCUUAGAAAGUCAGAAGAAGCAGUACAAGAUUUGUAAGGAAAAAAUAAAAGAGGAAAUGAACGAGGACCAUAGCACACCCAAGAAGGAGAAGCAGGAGCGGAUAUCGAAGCAUAAAGAGAACCUGCAGCACACGCAGGCUGAGGAGGAAGCCCACCUGCUCACUCAACAGAGACUGUACUAUGACAGAAACUGUCGCUUCUUCAAGCGGAAAAUAAUGAUCAAGCGCCAUGAGGUGGAACAGCAGAACAUUCGGGAGGAACUAAAUAAAAAGAGGACCCAGAAGGAGAUGGAGCACGCCAUGCUGAUCCGUCACGACGAGUCCACCCGAGAGUUAGAGUACAGGCAGCUGCACACCCUGCAGAAGCUCCGCAUGGACCUGAUCCGGUUACAGCACCAGACGGAGCUGGAGAACCAGCUGGAGUACAAUAAGAGGCGGGAGCGGGAGCUGCACCGGAAGCACGUCAUGGAGCUUCGGCAACAGCCGAAAAACUUAAAGGCCAUGGAAAUGCAAAUUAAAAAACAGUUUCAGGACACUUGCAAAGUACAGACCAAACAGUACAAAGCACUCAAAAAUCACCAGUUGGAAGUCACUCCAAAGAAUGAGCACAAAACAAUCUUAAAGACACUGAAAGACGAGCAGACGAGAAAACUGGCCAUUUUGGCAGAACAGUAUGAACAGAGCAUAAAUGAGAUGAUGGCCUCUCAGGCGUUACGGCUAGACGAGGCGCAAGAGGCGGAGUGCCAGGCCUUGAGACUACAACUCCAGCAGGAGAUGGAGCUGCUCAACGCCUACCAGAGCAAAAUCAAGAUGCAGACGGAGGCCCAGCACGAGCGCGAGCUGCAGAAGCUAGAGCAGAGGGUGUCUCUGCGCAGAGCGCAUCUUGAGCAGAAGAUUGAAGAGGAGUUGGCCGCCCUGCAGAAGGAACGUAGCGAGAGGAUCAAGAUUCUCCUGGAAAGACAAGAGCGAGAGACGGAGACUUUUGACAUGGAGAGCCUCAGAAUGGGAUUUGGGAAUUUGGUGACAUUAGAUUUUCCUAAGGAGGACUAUAGAUGAGAUUAAAUUUUUUUUGCCAUUUACAAAAAAAAAAAAAAAAUGAAAAAAAGAAAACAAAAAAAUUCAGACCCUGCAAAACUACAUUCCCCAUUUUAACGGGCGUCGCUCUCACUUCACACUCUCUCUCUUUCUCUCCCCCUCUCUCUCUCUUUCUCUCUCUCUCUCUCUUCCUGACAUCGUGUCGGACUAGUGCCUGUUUACUCUUACUCCAUCAGGGGCCCUUUCCUCCCCCAUGUCAACUUUCAGCGCCGGCCGGCCCACCCGGCCGGCCCUACCGUCCACCACCCACACCGAAGUACCAGUGUGGCUCACAGAUGCUCUGGCGAAAACCUUGGAGGUGGUUCUGGGGUCAGUCAACCAACAAACAGCGAUGGAACACAGAUGGAUAUUGCUUUAAGCAAUCCCUCAUUGUCACCAACUAGUGAAAAUAAAGCAAAAAAAAAAAUAAAUAAAUAAACUAAAGAAAGAAAACUAAAUAAAUAAUACAUGCCAAGGGGGAGAGAGACACAAAAUCCGCAGCCUUACACCUUAACCAGCUGCUGCAUAAUUUUAUUUUAUUUUAUUUUUUUGGUAUUUAUUCAUCAGGAAUUAAAAAAAAAACAAAGUUUUAUUAAAGAUUGAAAAUUUGAUACAUUUUACAGGAACUAAUUGUGAUGUACAUAUGAAGUGGUAACAUAUUAUUACUAUUUUGGGGCCGGGGUGGGGGGGUGGGGUGCAGAGAGCUUGUGAUUUUUAAGAACCUGCCGGCAAGAGUUUGCCUUGCCGUCAGCCUGGUCUACUGUAUCCCGGCAUCCUCUGCUGUUGCAGACGGUGCGAAUACGCGUACGUACGGAACUCACAGAAUCCCAGUAGCACAAAAUUGGGCUUUGGCAAAUCAUGUAUUUUGUGUAUAGAGGGAAUCUAAGGAGAGGAAUUGCUUAUUUUCAUAUUGUAUUUUAACUGUUUCUCUGAUCAAAAUUUUUUUACUUCCUCCUCCUGUUCCUCCCUACCCACCCACGCCCACCUCCCGGCGGUUUCCAGUUCAGUCUCGAGUUCAAUGUCUUUUUCAGUCCGAUCAUCUCCGUUUAUUUCUCCUUCCCUCCCCGCGCCCCCUAUCUUUGGUCAUAAAUAUUGCAUUAUUCAUCCUUUCAAACUGUGUAUUUUCUUACAAUAAAAAAUGAUGAAGAAAAAAAGGCUUUACUCCUUUGGCAUGCACCUUAAAAAAAAAAAAACACUUUAAAAAAAAAACCUUUUUCAGGUUCCGAGGAAGAGCAUGAUUAACUGUCAGGGCUUUUAAUUAUAUUUGUAAAUAAAAGUGUUCGUCACA
Molecule: messenger RNA, 5653 nt
Organism: Peromyscus californicus insignis
Lineage: Eukaryota; Metazoa; Chordata; Mammalia; Rodentia; Cricetidae
Gene: Taok3
Product: TAO kinase 3
Exons: 15
Coding region: 2161-4347 (728 amino acids)
Biological process (GO): execution phase of apoptosis; protein phosphorylation
Molecular function (GO): ATP binding; protein kinase activity
Source: RefSeq, a predicted model, not a curated record